UAGGCGCUCUGGCUGCUCCCUAGAGCGCAGGGGAGUUGGCGACUUAGUGGCCAUGGCGCGCGCUCUGGCGGAUCUAGCAGUGGAUUUGCAGGUGCCCCGAGUCGUCCCUUGCCCCGAUUCGGACUCGGAUACAGACUCGGAGGAUCCGAGUCUCCGGCGCAGUGCGGGUGGUUUGCACCGAUCACAGGUCAUCCACAGCGGACACUUCAUGGUGUCCUCGCCUCAUAGCGACUCGCUGACCCGGCGACGCGACCAGGAGGGGUCCAUGGGGGUCACCGACUUCGGGCCACGCAGCAUCGAUCCGACACUCACCCGGCUCUUCGAGUGCUUGAGCCUGGCUUACAGCGGCAAGCUGGUUUCUCCCAAGUGGAAGAACUUCAAAGGCCUCAAAUUGCUGUGCCGGGACAAGAUCCGCCUCAACAAUGCCAUCUGGAGGGCCUGGUACAUUCAGUAUGUGCAGCGGAGGAAGAGCCCAGUGUGUGGCUUUGUGACCCCUCUGCAGGGGUCUGAAGCAGAUGAGCACCGGAAACCUGAGGCUGUCGUCCUGGAGGGGAAUUACUGGAAGAGGCGCAUCGAGGUGGUGAUGCGCGAAUACCACAAGUGGAGAAUCUACUACAAGAAGCGGCUCCGUAAGUCCAGCAGGGAAGGGGAUCUCCUGGCUCCCAAGCAGGUGGAAGGUGGGUGGCCGCCACCAGAGCGAUGGUGCGAACAGCUCUUCUCCAGCGUGGUGCCCGUGCUGCUUGGAGGCUCCGAGGAGGAGCCCGGGGCUCGACAGCUUCUGGACCUCGACUGCUUCUUGUCCGAUAUAUCCGACACGCUCUUCACCAUGACACAGCCCAGCCCCUCGUCCCUGCAGCUGCCCCCAGAAGAUGCUUAUGUUGGCAAUGCUGACAUGAUCCAGCCAGACCUGACGCCACUGCAGCCCAGCCUGGAUGACUUCAUGGAGAUAUCAGGUGGGACAGGCCCUUCAUCAGGAGGAAGGACAGACCGAAAGGAUUUCUUCACCAAUUACCGCCCCCCGCAGCCGCCCACAUCCUCAAACUUCCUGGAGCCCCCCAGCUUUGGCCCCAUGGCUGACUCCCUCUUCAGCAGUGGAAUCCUGUGCCCAGAGAUGCCACCUUCAGCCUCUGCUUCCUCCUCCUCGGGGAUGACCCCUCUCUCAGGGACUACCCGCCUACAGGCUCGGAACAGCUGCCCUGGACCCUUGGACCCCAGUACCUUUAUGAGUUCUGACUUCCUUCUUCCUGAAGACCCAAAGACCAAGAUCCCACCUACUGCUAUGCCUCCUCCUCCUCUCCUUCCAUACCCCACCCCUGUCAAGGCGCAGGGCUUAGAGCCCUGCACCCCAGCUCACUUCCCUACAAUGGCUCCACCUCCCACUUUGUUGCCAGAAGAGCCCCUCUUCUCCGCCAGGUUGCCCUUCACCACAGUCCCGCCUGCUCCAGGAGUGCCUACUCUUCCUGCUCCUACCACUUUCGUUCCCACGCCACAGCCUGGCCCUAGCCCUGGCCCCGCCCCUUUCCCUGUAGACCAUCUGCCCCCUGGGUACCCAGAGCCUGUCUUUAGGCCUCACUUCACCAUGCCUCAGGAUAUGCAGCCCAGAUGCAAGCCCUCCACCCCGUCCCCAGGCGGACGGAAAGCCAGUCCCCCUACCUUGGCCCCUACGACUGCCAGCCCCACCGCCACUGCCAGAGACAACAACCCCUGCCUUACACAGCUUCUCAGGGCAGCCAAGCCUGAGCAAGCACUGGAACCUCCAGCUGUGCCCAGCACCCUCCUCCGGCCCCCAGAGUCUCCGGUAAGAUGGUGGGCACUGGGAUGUAAGGGCCAGGCUAGGGCCUUUACCCCAACUCUCUGCCCUUCUCCAUCCCAGCAGGAUACAGUCUCUGAAUUCCCCCGUGCCCGUGCCUUCUUUCCCCCAAUCCCGGCCCCUACACCACCUCAGCCACCUCCAGGCCCAGCCACAUUGGCCCCUCCCAGGUCCCUGAUUGUCCCCAAAGCAGAGCGGCUCUCACCCCCAGCACCCAGCGGCAGUGAGCGGCGAUUAUCAGGGGAUCUCAACUCCAUACCACCCCCAGGGGCACUGAGUGUCCACCUGUCUCCCCCUCAACCUGUCCUAAACCGGGGUCGCGUAGACAACAACAAGAUGGAGAACCGGCGCAUCACACACAUCUCUGCCGAGCAGAAGAGGCGUUUCAAUAUCAAGCUAGGAUUUGACACCCUCCACGGACUUGUGAGCACGCUCAGUGCCCAGCCCAGUCUCAAGGUGAGCAAAGCAACAACACUGCAGAAGACUGCCGAAUACAUCCUGAUGCUGCAGCAGGAACGGGCAGCCAUGCAGGAGGAGGCGCAGCAGCUGCGGGAUGAGAUAGAGGAGCUCAAUGCCGCCAUCAACUUGUGCCAGCAGCAGCUCCCAGCCACUGGGGUGCCCAUCACACAUCAGCGCUUUGACCAGAUGCGCGACAUGUUUGAUGACUAUGUCCGGACCCGCACACUGCACAACUGGAAGUUCUGGGUAUUCAGCAUCCUCAUCCGGCCUUUGUUUGAGUCCUUCAAUGGGAUGGUGUCUACCACAAGUUUGCACAGCCUCCGCCAGACCUCACUGGCUUGGCUAGACCAAUACUGUUCUCUGCCUGCUCUCCGACCAACUGUCCUGAAUUCCCUUCGCCAGCUCAGCACAUCUACCAGCAUCCUGACCGAUCCGAGCCGUGUGCCUGAACAAGCCACACGGGCAGUCACUGAGGGUACCCUGGGCAGACCAUUCUAAUCCUGGUGAAAGUUUCCAAGUCCCAGGGCUAACUCGUGGGUACUCCCCUCUUGAUCCUGGCUAACUGCUUCCCUGAGAGUCUAGCAGGUUCCAGGGUUUACACUUACCACCUCCUGUGGAUGGAAAAGAACCCAGUUCCCAUCCCUGCACUAUACGAAUGCUGUGCGUUCUGGUGACUCAUACUCCAUCUUUGGACCUCCAUCUAAUUGCAGAGGACCCCAAAGGCAUUAGCAGCUGUGACACUGGGGACCUAAGCCAGCCUCUCAGGGAGCUCUGCGGAGAGAUGAGGUCAACCUGUUUCCUCAUGACUCCCUGCUUUUGGACAAAGGGCAUCAGCCUUCCUUUGUUCCUGAGCAGGGAGGCAAAACGGGAGAUCCCCUCUCUUUGCCCCUGCACUGGUGACAUGGGGAGCUGUAGGGUGGCUUCCUGAGUGGUCACUGAGAUCUGAUGCCAGGAGCAAUCAGGGCAAGGGGCGACCGGAGCUGGGUAGGCAUCUUGCAUGUAUGUAGAUGUGUGUGUGCGUAUGUGGAUUUUAUAAAAAUAUUCUUGAACAAUAAAAGCAAAACUAUA
Myodes glareolus (Bank vole) is the source of this 3337-nucleotide messenger RNA. The record is from RefSeq and is a predicted model, not a curated record. Lineage: Eukaryota; Metazoa; Chordata; Mammalia; Rodentia; Cricetidae.